This is a messenger RNA of Lucilia cuprina (Australian sheep blowfly), 996 nucleotides long. RefSeq lists its product as uncharacterized. Bases 1 to 996 code for a protein of 331 amino acids. The transcript has a single exon. The record is from RefSeq and is a predicted model, not a curated record. Gene Ontology annotation, biological process: DNA integration. Lineage: Eukaryota; Metazoa; Arthropoda; Insecta; Diptera; Calliphoridae. Gene Ontology annotation, molecular function: nucleic acid binding.
AUGGCAGACUUGCCUAUUGAAAGAACUACCUUUAGUCGCCCUUUCACUAAUACCGGCGUUGACUUUGCUGGCCCUUUCGAAAUUAAAAGUUUUACAGGCAGAUACUCUCGUAUUUCAAAAGGUUAUGUGUGUCUCUUUGUCUGUUUCUCUACGAAGGCUAUUCAUCUGGAAGCAGUAAGUGAUCUGUCUACUCCUUCGUUUUUAGCCGCUUUAGCUCGUUUUAUAGCACGUCGUGGUUGCCCAAGUCGUAUUUUCUCCGAUAAUGGUAGAAAUUUUGUAGGUGCUGCACGAGAACUAGAGUCUAAUUUUGAAAAAUAUGUAAAGGAACUUCGGGAUACUGCUAUUGAGAAAUAUGGUCAUCAACACUUGGAAUGGAGUUUCAUUCCUGCUGCAGCCCCACAUAUGGGCGGUCUGUGGGAGGCAGGCGUGAAAAGUCUAAAGAUGCACUUCAAGAAAACGGCUGGUCAGUCAAAGUACACUUUUGAAGAGUUUGCAACUCUUUUAGCAAGAAUAGAAGCGUGUCUCAACUCUCGCCCAUUAGCUCCUAUAUCAGAAAAUAUUGAGGAUUUGUCUGCUCUAACUCCAGGACAUUUUUUAAUAGGUUCUUCGCUACUUACUCCAGCUGAACCAGAAGAAUCAGAUUUAGCUCAUAAUAUACUCAAUAGGUGGCGUAAACUAAAGGCACUGCAACAGGAACUUUGUCGGCGCUGGAAAGAGGAGUACUUAAAAGAACUACAAAAGCGUAACAAAUGGAAACAUCCUCAAACCAACCUUAAAGAAAAUGAUCUUGUUGCUCUAAAAAAUGAACCUUGUUGUCCUACUGAAUGGCGCUUAGGUCGUAUAGUAAAAGUUUUUCCUGGUUCUGAUGGUAUAGUUCGGGUGGCUGACCUCAAAACUCAAAACGGCAUAAUUACUCGACCGAUACACAAAUUAGUUCUGAUGGUUUUGAGAUGGUUUGUACCAUUGAUUGCUUUUACUUCUUUUUUUGAUACUUAA